AUGCCAUCGUCAAAUACCAUCGAUGCUGCGGCCAAGUCCAAGAUCAAGUCUUCCCUGCCUUCGUCGCAGUACAAGAUCAUCACCGCGACAGUGGCCAGGGUGUAUGCGGCCAUUGGAGAAGGAGAAUGGGCUUACACUGGCAUCGAGGGAGGACUGGCACUCGUCAGGAUACUCUCCGGGCCUACCGCAGACAAGGGCGCUUGUGGAUUCCGUGUCGUCGAUCUCAAGGGUACUCGCGGAAUCAUCUGGGACCAUGACAUCUACGAGAACAUGCAGUACAAUCAGGACAGAAGGUUCUUCCAUACCUUUGAAGGAGACGAGUUCCUGAUUGCCUUUUCGUUCGCCGAAGAGCGCGAGGCAGAUGACUUCUUCAAAAAGGUCAAUGGGAGGUCCAAGUAUGUAGCCAAGUCCUCUUCCAAAUCUAGCAGCGCUGCUGCUGCCUCCAGUAGCUCGAGCCCGGCGAAGAAGAAGAAGGCCCACAAAGGCGGCAUUGACAAAUCGAUGAUCUCUGGGCCCACGGGCUUCCAGCACGUCGCGCAUAUGGGCUUUUCCUCUGAGAACGGCUUCUCUUCUAACAACGUUGACCCUACUUGGGCCGCCUUGCUUGAUCAGCUGACUAGCAUGGGAGUCAGCGAGAAGGACAUCAAGAAGAACGAGAAGUUCAUAAAGGACUUUGUGGGACAAAGAGGAGGACCAAGCAAUGCGGCUGCCCCUGCUCAGCCGAAAACCAAGAAAGUCCCGCCUCCAGCGCCGAGCAGAGGCCCGGCAUCCGCUCGCAAGCAACCUCCGCCGCCGCCUGCACCGCGGUCACGUCCAGGUGUACCUCCUCCCCCAGCUGCUCCUUCAGCGCCUUCAGCACCUCCUCCACCGCCAUCGAGACCAGCAGCAGCGACUUCUGCUCCACCCCCACCUCCGCCCCCUCCUGCCAGGCCGGCAGCCAGUGGACCACCUCCACCUCCAAGUCGUCCAGCGGGUCGCACAUCCGUACCACCACCGCCAGCCCCACCCCCGCCCGCAAGAGGAGGAGGAGGAGGUCCUCCGCCCCCACCUCCCCCUCCCACAUCUGGCCGCGGCGGUGGCGGCGGCGGUCCUCCUCCACCUCCUCCCCCCGCUGCGCCCCCUGCUCCGUCACCAAGCGAGCCCCGAGGCGCCCUCCUGGCCAGUAUCCAAGGUGCCGGCUUGUCCAAGCUCAAGAAGACCGAUCCCAGCGUCAUCAACGACCGAAGCGCUGUCAGCAUCGGUGGGAAUGCCGCACCGGCUCGUCCGAGCGGCGGAGCACCACCUGUCCCUCCUGCUGCCACAGGAGCUGCUAUGGGCGCUGCCGCUGGUGCUGGAGCUGCUGCCGUUGCGAGUGGAGGAGGAGAGGAGGACGGAGCUGCUGGAGGCGGCGAUUUGGCUAGUGCACUCGCGGCUGCUCUUAGUCAGCGAAAGGGAAACAUGGGAGAUAGUGAUGAUGAAGAGGACAGUGAGGACGACUCAGAAUUCUCAUUAGACAUUACAGUAAGGCAAGACCGAUGCUACUAG
This is a messenger RNA of Microstroma glucosiphilum, 1524 nucleotides long. RefSeq lists its product as hypothetical. The transcript has 4 exons. Gene Ontology annotation, molecular function: actin binding. Lineage: Eukaryota; Fungi; Basidiomycota; Exobasidiomycetes; Microstromatales; Microstromataceae. Gene Ontology annotation, biological process: actin filament organization. The record is from RefSeq and is a predicted model, not a curated record. Bases 1 to 1524 code for a protein of 507 amino acids.